Messenger RNA from Sipha flava (yellow sugarcane aphid), 4019 nucleotides. RefSeq names its product GATA zinc finger domain-containing protein 10-like. Gene Ontology annotation, cellular component: nuclear speck. The record is from RefSeq and is a predicted model, not a curated record. Gene Ontology annotation, biological process: Notch signaling pathway; positive regulation of transcription by RNA polymerase II. Bases 579 to 3830 code for a protein of 1083 amino acids. The transcript has 8 exons. Lineage: Eukaryota; Metazoa; Arthropoda; Insecta; Hemiptera; Aphididae. Gene Ontology annotation, molecular function: transcription coactivator activity.
CGGCAGUCGUAUGACGCGUCUCGAACUGGUACCACCGUACGUCGCAUCGUCGUCCGUUUUUCGUACAGCAAAUACUCUGAUUUUCGUCAAAAACCCCGUCACACGGUCUUUACUAGUCGGAUUUUUCGACAUUUUUUUGCUCGUCCCAGUCUGCGUAUGAUUAUUCCCGUGACGCUCUAAUGGCAAUUUAUUAUUACUGGUGUCGCGACCGACCAUAGCUCGUACCGGUCGCUUGAAUCGUCGCUGCGCGUAUCGUCCGGGGACGUUGGCGAUCAAUUUCAUUUUAUUUUAUCCGUGUUUUUUCAAUCGGCCCAGUAGUUAUCAUCGCCGAUCGCUGAGAGUUUCGUCGACCCGCAAGAUGUACGUCGACCUGACGUAAACGAACCGACGAAGAUAUCUUCGUCCGUCCCGCUGAGCUACUUUUAGUGCUGUCAAUGAUGCAAAUGUGAGUAGCUGAUUGUAUUCAUUCCACUAAACUGGCGAGCUACCAUCUGAAUUGCGGUCCUGAAGGAUUGGACCAAGGUGCAUUGUUGGGGGGCGGCUGUGGUGUGUUGCAGCAACAAUCCGCCGCCCCCGGCAUGGCCGAUGUCGUUGUCCAUAAGCGACAAGCGGUUAUCGAUAGACUAAAAAGACGAAUGGAAGGGUACAGGAGACACAACCAGGACUGUGUUCCGCGUUAUAGUAACGCUUUUGCUGAGCAGCAAAAUGUGCAAGAAACAUUAAUGCUCAAACAAAAGUACAUGGAAACCAAAACCAAAAGAAAUGUCAAGAAGAAUGACAAAAAACCCAUGGAAAAUGGCAAUACCAUGCCACCGAAAUUCGGCACGAAAAGACCGUCAAGCGAAGACAUGGACGGAUCGGACGGUGUUUACCACGACGGUAUGCCGGCGCCUCCCAAAUGUGUACCCAUACCGCCAUGCGGUAACGGUAACGGUGGCCCUCAGCAGCAACAACAAUCGCCUCAUUCCAAAAACGACGCUAGCAACAACGCUAAGUUCAGCGUGAAGAUCGUCCAGGAACUCGAGUUUAGCACUAGUGAACACCAGCACAACGCACAGAUCUCCACCAAUCUUACGCUGACGUCGGUCAACACGUCCGUGCAGAGCGACGUGACCACAAAACAGUCAGCUGGUGGCGGCCCCGGCACCGGUGGUGGCACUGUGCCCACCGCUUCCGGUGGCGGGGUGCCAACCGGAACUGCUGCGGGGGCGCCAGGUGCUCCGGUCGACCACCCGAUGCACGAGUGCAAACAGGAACAACCAGACCUGAUGGACUUCCCCGGUGACGGUGAUCUCAAUGAUCUGUCGUUCAUCAACAACGACACCAACGAACCAAUGUUGGCCGUCGACACGGAUACACUGACCGAGAUAAUAUCCGAUCUGAACAGUGAGGGCAUCACGCCUGCCGACUUCAACCAGGUGGACUUGUGCGAUAAACGACCCAUCAAAACGGAACCAGAGUCCAGGUGCACGCCGCCGGUCAAGUCUCCGUACGACCAACAUCAGCAGCAGCAGCAACAACACCAGCAACACCAACAGCAGCCACCACAACACCCGCAGCAACAGCAAAGAGGUGGUGGAGGUGGCGGUGGCGGUGGCAACAACUAUUCGAAUUGUGUGGCUGCUGAAACGCUAAAACAGUUAGCCGAACAGCAUAACAACCAACAGCAAAGGCCUGACAAAUGCGGUUACGAUUUUCCUUACCAGUCACCUGGUUCCGUGCCCGAUUUUAUCCAUUCGCCCAGCACUCCCGUGGGCACUCCAAACCCCAACGGAUAUAACAUGAUGUCUCCCGUCAACUCCAUGUACCACCAGCAACAGCAGCAGCAGCAAGAAAAGCAACAGCAGGAGAAUAAUAAUUAUUACCAUCCUCAGGAACCUCCCAAAUCUAGGAUGAAGCAACAACAGCAGCCGCAACAACCGCCGCAGCAACAGCAGCAGCAGCAACCGACUGUGGCGGCGCAGCGACAACAGAAACAACAGUUGCCGCCACCCACGCCACAGCAGCAGCAGCAACAGCAGCAACAGCCCCAACAACCACUGCGGUCUCCUCAGUCCCGGUACAACCAGUACAACGGGCACGGGAGUCCUCAGUAUCCUGUUUCUGCGGCCCGGAGGAUAACCCCGUCACCAGGAGCCGCUUCCGCCGGUGUCCUGUCGCCGCAGCAGCCCAACGCCGCCAGUCCGGAAGUGGUCACCUCAUUCCAGAUGACCCAAUCCCAACAAGUUCACGUUAGCCAACAGGGCCAACAGGCAUUUGGUCAAGGACAGGCUAUCCAAGAACGACUUAUGAGCAGUGCUUCAGUCGCCUCGUCAGCAGCAUCAAACUGCGGAGGACCUAUGCAGCAAUACUAUAAUUCAAAUUGUGGAGAUAAUGGACAGCAAUCCUAUAUGCAUAUGACUCAAUCACAGAGUAUGACAUUUUCCCAACAGCGAGCCCGACUGCUCAGCGCAGGAGCUAGUCCUACCAAUAUUCGACCUCCAACUAAUGUGCAACAGUCUAAUUUGAAUAAUGAACAUCACAUGUUACCUCAACACAUGAACAGGGCUCCGAACCAAAUGAACAUGAUGGGUCCUGGUGCAUGUCGACCACCUCCUCCUGAAUACAAGCUUAAUGUUGCCCAAAAUAUGGGUAUGUGCCAAACUCAGUUUGCUGCACAAGGAUAUAUGCCACCUGCUCGGCAGUCCUUACCACAGGGUGCUCAAUCUAGACGACCUAUUCAACAGCAACCUAUUCCACCUUCUGGACCUAUGCUGCGGUCUCAAAUGGCAAAUACUGGUGGUGGUGGUGGUGGUAGUGGUCAAAUGGCUGGCAGCUAUGAUCGUAAUAUGUCAUCAGUUCAAAGGAACAUGAUGUACCCUGGUUCUGGAAAUUUACAACGACCACCAAAUGUUACACCCAGUUCAGAAGCAUUUAACAGUGAUUGGCAAUUAUUAGCAGCUAGACAACAACAGCAGCAACAACAGCAGCAACAGCAGCAGCAGCAGCAUCAGCAACAGCAACACCAACACCAACAACAGCAACACCAACAACAUCAACAGCAACAAUCUCAUCAGCACCAACAACCACAACAGCAGUCCCAUCAAUUUAGACCCACAUUAUCUCAGGCUUCAAUGGUCAAUAUGAAUCAAUCGAGUAACACUCCAGUUAAUAAUAUUAAUGCUGCUUAUGGAAAUGGAAAUCCAAGUAUGAACUCAUGUCAAACAGGACCGAACAAUAUUCAUCUAAUGGCUGGACAAAUGCAACAUAUGUCUGCCAGAAUGGGUAAUGGACAGCAGACCAUGGCACAGCAACAACAUGCUAAUAUAACUAUGCAGUCUCAAAAUAAUCAGAUGUCUGUGAAUCUUCAGAUGUCUCAAGCAAUGAAUGUAAAAAUGGCUGGAGGUGGCCCUAGUCGUAUGGCUAGUAAUACACAAAUGGUUCCUCAACAACAACAACAACAUCCUCAACAUCACCAUCAACAACAACAGCCUCCACCUCAACAGCACCCGUCCAUGAUGCGAGCACAGCAACAACAAUCAUUCGCUCAACAGCAGACUACAAUGAGCACAGCAAACCCUUAUCAACGUAAUAUGGCACCUAGUUAUGGAACAAAUCCUCAUCAGCAGCAGUACCAGCAGACUAACACAGCAAUGCAAUCUGCACCUGUUGCAAAUCCAACAACUAUGCUAAACACUAAUAAUGGGCUGCCACCUCGUAACACCUUUAGCCCAAGUGAUUUUAAUUUUGACUUCCUUGAUCAGCCACUCGCUAAUGACAGUAAAAAUGGUUUUAACAAUAAACAACAGACGUUUGGUGAUUUUAAUUUUGAUUUCCUGGAUGCCCAUUGAAUGUUAUUUCAUAGUACUGCAUUAGACAUUAACAUCUAACACUAGAUUGAUAUUUAAUGCCUGUGAUAUUAGCUAUGAACUUGAUCACAUAGGUUUUAAGUUGUUUUAUGACCAGUGUAGUUAAAUUCACUUAUAAUGUUUUAAAAAUGAAAUUUAAUAUAAAAGUUGAAUUGUUGAACAAUCUUUAAA